UUCUCCCGCUGCGCAGCAAGACUCAGAGCCCUGAGAGCAGACUCGGGCCAGCUGAGAGAGGAGCUCAACCUGCUGUUUGACCAGCUCCUGUCCGAAAACUACAACCGAGCCUUAGAGCCCAACAUCAACAUCCGACCCGAGCGAGCAUCCACACUAAACGCCAUGGCAGCAGCCACGCAGAACACCCUAGCAACCACGCAGAACACCAUAGCAACCACGCAGAGCCACCUAGCAACCGUUGAGUCGUUAACCUUCAAUCAAGCUAUCCAGCACCCCAUCAGUAUGUUGUGGAGCACUGUCUUACCAACUAUUGAGCAACACUCUCCAGCAAAACAAAAAGUUUUUGUUCUGGCAGCAAGCACACCUAAAAUGGCUUCAGAGAAGAGGUGUGCAGUCUGCUGCGACACACCAGUGGCCUUGUGCCGCUCAGUCAAGAACAUUUAGUGGUCAAACUGUGCCAGCUUGUACAUCAUCUCCUCAAUCAGCUCAAGGUAAUAAUGGAUGAGAAGACACUGGAUGUGUUGGUGAACUAUACUACCGGUGCACUCAAAGCGUGCAGUUCGUGGACGCACUCAGAUGUCCUCCUGGCACUCUCCACAAUAGUUUAUGGCAAUGGACCUCAGUGCCACCAGCACCUCAGCCACCUGCUGGGUGAAGACGGAGUCCUACUGCUGUACAGCUCUCCAACUCAGCCAGAUAUGGAGCUCCGUCGGGUUGCUCUAACCUGUAUGGCCAACAUCUGUCUCAGGAUGCCUGGUCAGCCACCUUUGGAUGAUCAGUACAGAAGUGUAUCUUUCAGCGUCUUCCUGAAAACACUGCAGUCACCAAAACCUCCCAACACCGAUGAGCUCUUCUACUGCAUGGUGGUCCAGGCAGCACUGAAGGGGCUUCAGUGUUGUCUCUCAGGUGGGAAGUGGAAAUUUGGUGGAGCAGAGGAGCUUGGAUCUGUUCUGGCCUCACUUAAGAGGCUCAUGUUCCAGGGAGCCCCAGGUGUGAACGUCGAGUGGCCGGCUGUGCUUUACCCAGCUCCUCUUCCUCAGUACGAGGGUCUCUCCGCACCCAAACCAGCUGAAGCACCAAAACCCUCUGAGACACAGAGAGAUGCCACUGGUUCAGGCAAAAACUCAGGGAAUAAAAAGAGGAAAUCCAGAGGGAAGGGGAAGAAGACGAGCACUGAGGAAAGCAGAGGGGAUGAUGGGGAGGAAAACGACAGGGAGGCAGUGCCUGUACUUCAGAAAUUUGAGGGAAGAGAUGGAGGCCAGGUGGAGGCAGAGUCCUCGUCCAAACUCUCUGCUCCAUCUCUCUACCCCUCCUGGAAAAGAACUAGUUCUGACUCUGAAUUUUCUGAUCCAGAAGGCAGCGCACAGUGCAAAUUAAGGCUUUACCAUGGUCGCGUGCGUCAGGGAGCACUGCACUGUCUGCUAGCAGUGGCUAAAGGUGUAGAGAAGAGGACUCUGUAUGGGUACUGGUCCUCCUUCAUCCCUGACUCUCCUCCUAUUGGAGGACCGCCGCCUCUCACUCUCCUGACAAUCAUACUGAAAGACCCCUCACCAAAGGUGCGUGCGUGUGCGCUUCAGGUGUUGUCGGCCAUGCUUGACGGCUCCCGCCAGUUCCUGGCUGUAGCUGAAGACACGGCGUCUCCUCGUACAUCUUACACCCCUUUCUCCUUCUUGCUCGCCACUGCUGUCAGAGAGCUGCACCGCGCUCUCAGUCUGGCUCUGCUGGCUGAGACCUCCCCUCAGACACUCACACAGGUCAUAAAGUGUCUGGCGUACCUGGUGGCAAACGCUCCCUACCACCGUCUCAGACCAGGCCUGCUCAGCCCGCUCUGGAAGCAGAUGCGUCCCUACAUACGCCACAGAGAUGUGAACGUUCGUGUUUCAGUCCUGACUCUUUAUGGGGCUCUGGUGACAACUCAGGCUCCUCUCCCUGAGGUGCAGCUCCUCCUCCGACAGCCAGAGGGCAGCAACAGCAGCAGCGCAGGCUCAUUCACGCCGAAGGACUCAGCCCUCAGCUGGAGACAAAGAGACAGCGUGUCCUCACCUUCUCGCACGCCACCCACACCCUCCCCCCGUGGCCCCCGUACACCGGCAGAAGAGGACAGUUCCCCGCCAUGGCUGCUUCAGCUGUGUGUGUCACUGGUGACUCAGCCCAGAGAGGACCAAUCAGACAGCGAUGGUGGCGGGACAGGAGGAGGCCUUGCCUUAGAGCCAUCCCCUGUUCGACUAGAGGCUUUACAGGUCAUGUCCCACCUGGUGCGUGGCUACUUCUCUCUCGCCCAAGCAUGUCUGUGUGAGAUUGGGCAGGUGAGCGCUCGUUGCCUUGGGGAGACUGACCCCUCCAUACAGCUGCACGGAGCCAAGUUACUGGAGGAGUUGGGGACAGGAAUAAUCCAGCAGUACAGAGCAGAGAACAAUGUGCCCGAGAGCUCGAGGGUCCCCAUGAGUCAAGUGGUGCUGUUUUGGUCUGAGGUCUUGAGUGGUCCUCUGAACCGAGCACUGCAGAACGAACAGCAUCCCACGCUGCAGACGAGCGCCUGCGACACACUGUCCUCCAUCCUGCCGCAGGCUUUCGCACAGCUGCCGGACAAGACUCAGCUGAUGUGCAUCACUGUGCUGCUGGGGCUGACCUACAGUGAAAACUAUCUGGUGAAGACCGCAGCUGUCAGAGCUUUGGGAGUCUACAUACUGUUCCCCUGUCUUAGAGAGGAUGUGAUGUUCGUGGCGGACACAGCCAACACAAUCCUCGCUGCCCUCGAUGAUCGAUCUCCAAACGUCCGCGCCAAGGCAGCCUGGUCCCUGGGCAACCUCACAGACACACUAAUCGUUAAUAUGGAGAGUGUUGGUGUGGACUUCCAAGAAGAGUUAUCGGACAUGCUGCUGCUCAAGAUGUUGCAGGCAGCCACCCGAGCGUCGGCCGACAAAGACCGAGUGAAGUCUAACGCGGUGCGAGCCCUCGGGAAUCUGCUUCAUUUCCUGCGUCAGAGUCAGCUGAGCCGGGCUGUGUUCCAACGCCCGCUGGAAGACGCAGUCCGCGCUCUGGUUAAAACUGUGCAGUCGGAAGCCACUAUGAAGGUCCGGUGGAAUGCCUGUUACGCAUUGGGAAAUGCUUUCAGAAACCCCGCCUUGUCACUCGAUUCAGCCCCGUGGUCCAGUGAUGCAUUCUCCUCCCUCUGCCAUGUUGUCACUUCCUGUAAGAACUUCAAGGUGCGGAUCAAGUCUGCCGCCGCCCUGGCAGUUCCCAGCCACCGUGGUUGCUACGGGGACAUGGAGCGGUUCAGCUGCGUGUGGCGUUCGCUGGCUAAAGCACUGGAGAACAGCGAAGACACAAACGACUUCUUGGAGUACCGCUACAGCGCCAGCCUGCGACACACGCUCUCACAAGCUCUCCUGCACCUGCUCAGCGUCAGCCAGCAGCAGGACAUGCCCGCCCUUGGGGCAUCGCUGGAAGGGGAGGAGGGGAGGGCCAUCAAAGAGCAUUUGAUCAAAUAUGUCAGAGCAGAGGAAGGAGGAGGAGAAGGAGAGCAGGGAGAGAAAGAAGCAGGGGGGGACAGUUCGACUCCACAGCAGAGAGUUGGAGGUCUGCAGCAGACUCUGAUUAGACUGAAGGAGCUGCAGGCUGAAGCAGAGGAGGAGAGGGGUAAAGAGGUGGUGGUUCAGUUUCUGGAGGACUUGCUGAAGUCCUGUGAAGAGCCAUAAACUUUAAUUUCCAACUGCUGCACUGGGUUUCUUAAAACUGUCUCAGAUCAUGAAGGCUUGAUUUUCAAGUUGGACAGAUCAUAGGGGAAACGUCCAACCACAAACUAAAGAUGGUAAAAAAUCAUGUAACAAGAGGGUAAAGAUCAUGUAACAAGGAACCAUCAGACUGUGACUUUUUACAUAUCAGGACUUUAUGAAAUUUGUGCCUUUUUAUAUCGUUGUAUCACUAUUGUGGACCAAAGGUGCAGUCAGCGAUUCUAAUCCAGUCUGAUCAAAACUUUUUGGUAAAUUCAGUGCAUAUCAUGGAAACAAAUAAUCAGGCUCAGACCGAGCCACACAACACUGCUCCAGCCAAUCAGCCACAGGGGGACAAGUCGCACACAGACGACGACCUCCCCCUCUGCUUCUGUCUGCUACUCUAAUCAUGAAAAAAGAAAUAGAGAUACACCUUGCCAGUGUCACUUGCUACAGCAAACCCCACAUUGUUUAACUUGGACUAACAAAUCUUUGUGUGUAUAACUGUAUUUAUUUAAUUUCCCCUUGAACAGCAGAUGCUUGAUGAAAUUAGUUGUGCAAUUAUGUUUUGAGAACAAAUUAUUGGUUCAUUAUAGACUGAGAUUAUGGGUGAUCAUUUGUUGUUCGUUGACUUUCAGUGGAAUCAUGUUGGUUUGACAUGAACAUACAGAAUUAUGUUGCUGUUAAACAGGAUUUGUUGUCCAAAAGAAUGUUUUAUUCAUUGUUUUAAGUAUAUGGAAGUUUUUUUUUUUAACAUCAAUUUGAUUAUUUUAUUUUGUCUUUUCAAUACAUCUGCCAUAUUGAGAUACAUACAGAAGUAAGUACUUUGGCGACUGUAUCCAUUUUAAAUCAAAUCUACAGCACUGAGGUGUAUUCAAAAGUAAACACAGCAAUGAUGUUGCUGACUGGACUGACUGACCGCACAUCUGUGGAGCACAGUAGAUGUUCAAAACAUUAAAUACAGUGAUUCUCUAAAGUCUGGUCUCAGAGUUACUGUACACAGUUGUACAAACAGUAGGUGAUGUCUGAUGAAUCUCUUAUCUGCUCUGUCCUGCAACAUGCUGUUUUCCUAAAGUUGACCUUAGUUUAAAACACUGAUCUGUACGUGUUGCACAAAGUGUAAAAGUCUGGAAGUAACAACCCUGAGGUCUGCAAAUGAAUAGAAUAAUAAACUAUACAUUAGU
This is a messenger RNA of Acanthopagrus latus (yellowfin seabream), 4897 nucleotides long. RefSeq names its product HEAT repeat containing 6 (gene heatr6). The transcript is spliced from 21 exons. NCBI's taxonomy places the organism in Eukaryota, Metazoa, Chordata, Actinopteri, Spariformes, Sparidae. The coding region runs from base 498 to 3698 and encodes 1066 amino acids. The record is from RefSeq and is a predicted model, not a curated record.